Phytophthora infestans T30-4 is the source of this 1590-nucleotide messenger RNA. RefSeq names its product protein kinase, putative. The record is from RefSeq and is a predicted model, not a curated record. Gene Ontology annotation, molecular function: protein kinase activity; ATP binding. The transcript has a single exon. Bases 1 to 1590 code for a protein of 529 amino acids. Lineage: Eukaryota; Oomycota; Peronosporomycetes; Peronosporales; Peronosporaceae. Gene Ontology annotation, biological process: protein phosphorylation.
AUGUUAUCGACAGCUACGACGUUCCAUUUCCACUGCUGGGCACUCUGUAAGUUGUCGUGUGAGACAUACUGCUACAAAAUUACUACUCUAACCUCGGAAUUUGUGUGUCCCGCUUCGGUCAGCGAUCUAUCGACCAAUGCCCUAGCGAAGUUCCCCAACGCAGUGUUUGCAUCGUCUCAGUUGGACAGCUUCCGCAUUCCCGACAACGGGUUUGAGAUCGUGACGAUGUCGACGGCACAGUAUGAUUUCUUUGCGGGUUUAUCUGAUUUCCAGGCUAGUUUCGCCGACAUCUCAACAUGUGCAUCUGGGUCGCUCGUAUACCUGCAAGGGAAAGGUGUGUGCCGUUUGGAUAUCGCAGCAGAAGAAGACCCUGCAGUCGUGAUGAAAGAUCAUGGGGCGGACCGAGAGGAGCCCUCUACUCCAAUGGCAACGGUCGGGGUGGUCAUUCCCCACUUGCCGAUCCCAAGCAACAAUACCACCAAGAAAUAUAUCAUUGCAGCAAUUAUUGUACUGAUGGUCAUCGGUGUGAUUGCUGGUGUGAUCUCUCUAAUCUCGCUUGGAGUUGUUGGCGGCAUUGCACGCGCAGUCUACGACUACAUCGGCAGGUGGCAGAAAAAGCGCCACCGUGAGGGUAUUCACGAGAACACGCCUUUGUUUUUCGACCAGGCAGCUCGUGCCAGCUACCAGAAGGAGAUGGAUGCGGUUGAUAAGUUGUUCCCAUCAAAUGACCCGGUACUGGUGACCUGGCGCAUUGAUUACGAUAGUGUAACACUUGUGAAGAAGAUUGCGCAAGGUGCGUUCGGAGAGGUGUGGGUGGGUCAAUACCGCAAUACUCGAGUAGCUGUGAAGCGGUUGAUUCAAGACCAGGUGUCGCUAGCGACCAGUGAAGCGUUUCUGCGUGAGAUCAAGUUGAUGGCGUGGCUCGAGCACCCGAAGAUUGUCCAGUUUGUGGGUGUUGCGUGGACAAAGCUGGUUGAUAUGCUGGCCGUGAUUGAAUACAUGGAUGGUGGCGACCUGCGGACGCUUCUGGAUAAGAAAUCCCCCAAGAAACUUCCGUGGCAGGAGGGCGGGCUGAAGCUACAAUACGCUUGUGACACGAUUGAUGCCGUUGUGUAUCUACAUUCGCUAAGUGUCGUAAUUAUUCAUCGUGAUCUCAAAUCCCGAAACAUUCUUCUCGACUCGAAGAACGGCGCUAAGCUUGGAGAUUUUGGGGUAUCGGCUACUAAACGACAGCACGACAUGACUGUCGGUGUAGGUACUGCCCGUUGGCUCGCUCCCGAGAUCGCACGUGGGGAAGAUAAAUACACGGAGGCCGUCGACGUGUAUUCCUUCGGCAUUAUCCUAUCCGAGCUGGACACCCAUCAUCUACCCUUCGCGGAUGCCAGAACGAGCUCAGGGGCGCCACUCAAUGAUAUGGCCAUUCUUCAAGGUGUUUCAUCCGGCGCACUUCAGGUCGCCCUGUCUCCUACGUGCCCUCCCAAGCUUGAGGCUCUUGCGAGAAGCUGCAUGCACUUGGAUCCUGCUCAGCGUCCAACCGCAGCCCAGGUUGCCUACGAACUUCGAAAACCAGGUCUACUACAUGUACUUUAA